CCUGCCACUCCAGCUGAUGGAGUUCUCCGAGCACAUCAAGACAGCCAAUGUGGAGGAUGUUGUGCUGCGACAGCCGCUCCACCCGCCGAGCAGAGGCACYCUGUGCAUCACCGGACACCACCUGCUCUUCUCGGACAGGGAGGAGGACUCCUCCCGGCAACUCCUGCUGCUCCUUAGGAACAUUGAUGCCAUUGAAAAGAGUGUGGAAAACCUUUCGGGCUAUCCUGGGUUCCUGUCUAAAGCAGGCCACAGUGAAAGGAUGACCGGAUCCUCAGGAACGAUUACCAUCAAGUGCAAAGAUCUGCGUGUGCUUCAGCUGGACAUCCCGGGCAUGGAGCAGUGUCUCAACAUCGCACACUCUAUUGAG
Austrofundulus limnaeus is the source of this 367-nucleotide messenger RNA. Its product is annotated as myotubularin-related protein 9. Gene Ontology annotation, molecular function: protein phosphatase binding. NCBI's taxonomy places the organism in Eukaryota, Metazoa, Chordata, Actinopteri, Cyprinodontiformes, Rivulidae. Gene Ontology annotation, cellular component: cytoplasm. The record is from RefSeq and is a predicted model, not a curated record. Gene Ontology annotation, biological process: negative regulation of autophagy; phosphatidylinositol dephosphorylation.